AUGCUGUCAAUAUGGCCCCUGUUAUUGAUCUUAACAACGGUUACGGCCAAAAUUGACGUGGCGCAGGAAAAAGCGUCCGAAUUGCAUGUCAGCCAGCCCAAAGUGAAAGACGCUGCUGAACACGUGGACCACAGGAAAGUUUGUGCGUUUUUUUCAUUGUUUAACUGGAUUUUAGAACAUUUUCUGGUCUAUCUGGUUCAUUUUUUUCAUUUUUGGUAGUCGUUGGAGGUACAUUUUUUGAUAUUAAACAUGACUGCUUCACUUUAAAAUUUUGUUAGUUUUUAAAAAACCUUCGUGGAAUUUUGAUUCAGAGCUUUUUGACUUUAUAAACAUUCUCUAAAACGCUUAAAUGAUUGAAAUUGAUUGAAUUUUGUGCCCAUGCGAUAAAAAGAUAAAAAAAGAUAACUGUUUUUUUGAAAUAUUUAAAUUAGCAAAAAAAUGGUUAAGUAUAAUUUUUUUGUUUUUCAUUUUUUUGAUAUUCGAUUCAAAUUUCAUUUGUUUUUUUCGAAUUGGUGCUGAAUUUAUGGCUGUUUGAUCAGGAAAAAAAAAUUUUUUUCUGGAAAAACUCACAAUGUUGCUCCAAAACAAAAAAAAAUCUUAGUGUUUUUGGAGCAUUUUUUUGGUCGCAAAUGGACAUCUUUUGCGAUUGCAUGAUUCGAUUUUUACGCCGAGCUCGAAUUAAUUUCUCUAUUUUUAUAUUAAAAUGAAGUUUCUUUAUUUUUUUAGUUUUUCUGAGUCCGUAGGCACGUAUCUUCUUAUUGCACUUUUUCAAAACGUUCAAUCGAUUUUUUUCUUUUCCAAAAACCUUUCAUUUUAAAGAUUUUUUUAUUUUCAAAAUUUGUAUUUUUCAGACACUGAACUUUUCAAGUUGAGGCGCCGGGAGCACAGUGGAGCCAUCGAAUCCAUAAAAAAGAUUGAUUUUCAGAAGCGACGGCCUUUUCUGGAAGAGGUUUUUCAGGGCUUUUUUGGAACAUAUUGACGGAGUUUGAUGGUUUUCAGGUCUUAACAAGCGUCAGUAAAAUUUUAUUGGAAUGUCGGGAAAAAUUGGAAAGAAUCCAACACGCGGCCACAGACCCAUUUCCACACGACAGCGAAACUCUUCGAGAUUUAUUAUCUAAAGUACGGUUUUUAUUGGGCUUUCAUUGAUGGUAGGAAGGAAUUUUGGGUUCCCGAAUAUUCGUGAACGUUAACUGUGCAAAAACCAAUCUUGGAGGCUCGAGUCUUCGAAAAUUUGAAUCUUUGAAUUUCCUUCUUUUUUUUCCUACAUUUUUUUCCUUUGUCGUUUUAUUGUGAAGAUGCCGUGUUUCGACCACAAAUGAACACUGUAUGAUUUUUUUCAACUAACUUUUUAUCAAAUAAUGCGUCUUUCUCGCAUACACGUAAUCCAAUACUCGUUGCAGAACGGCUACCACAUUUUCAUUCACUCUGUAUAUAUUCUCCAUCAACUUCUGUUUACAAAAAAAGUUGGAAAAAAAUUAUAAAAAAAUAAGAAAAGAGGUGAAUAUUCCCAAGAAUCGUUUGCAAAGAUUCAAAUUUUUCAAAGAUUCGAGCCUCCAACAUUGGUGUAUGCACAAUUAACGUUCACGAAUAUUCGGGAACCCAAAAUUCCUUCCUACCAUCCUUUCAUUAUCAUAGUCAAAGUCGGAAAGGUUCGAAAAAGGCUCCAUAGAAAUGUUCCUUUGUGACGAAAGAUCCUUUUUACUGCCUUUUUGCGCCAAUUCCUCAGCCUUUAUGCACCCUUUUUGCUGCCUCUUUCCACCAUUUCUUGAGCCUUUGAAAUCCCAGAAAAAAUGAUGGGCUCAAUAAAGGGACUCUUUUGGCUGCCUUCUAGCGGCCAUUAUCCACCAUUCUGACUUUUCCUGAGUUAUUAUAUACUGAAUUUUUCUUUUUUCAGGUCGUUGAAAACACGGCGUUCUUCAGCGACUUGUCCCUGCACUUUUCUCAAUUUUUCGAGAAAAAAUUGGCCAAAGAUAGAAAAUUGAAGACGACAGUCGUUUGGGCGUUCAAUUAUGCCAAGGAUACUGGUAAGUAAGAUGAUAAUAAAUAAUUGAUCGAAGAAGGAAGGGUAGAAAAAUUAUAUUAUUUUUCGAAUUCUUUUUAUUUUUUUAUUUUUUUCCAAAAAAAUCUCUAAAAUUUCACCCCCUCAAGGUUUUAAAAAAAUCAUGAAGAGGAACACGAUUCGCUUGCUUUUUUUGUUGAAAAAAACGUUUAUCAAAGCAUAAUUUCAGUAUUUUUAAUUAUCUUUCCGGGAUUUUUUUCUAAUUAAUGACUCAAAAAAAGGGAAUAUUUUUAGAAAAACUCAAUCGGAAAAAAAUAAAAAAAUAAAGAAGCCCUUUUUUUCAUUUUUUUGAUUCAAUAUAAUCAAUUGAUUUGCUUAGAUUUUACGAAAGAAAAUGACAAAAAAAUAGAAAAAUUUUUUUGGGAGAACACGUUUCAGUAUAUUAUUAAAGUAUACAUGCUUUUCUGAGCUUUGUAAUAACUCGGAAAGUGAAUUAUAAAGAUCAAGGCUUAUGAUUUAAUAACUUUUGUGAGAAACUCUCGUUUUAUUUGCACUUUUCCAUUGGAAAUAUUGAGAUUUUUUCAAAAUUUUCAAGAUUUUUUCAGGUCUUCUCGACCCUGAAACUUUGGAUCGAGUCAACUUGAUGGCUCAACAACACGAGAUCGUUCAAAGAAGUCCAGAGUUGGUUUUUCGUUUUUAUUUUUGAAGACCAAUCUUUAAAAAAUGAGAAAAAAAUCUUUUUUUACCGUUUUGCUGAUUUUUCCUCGACUUUUCCACAGGAAAAUAUUUUUUUUCAGUUAUAAAAAAAUCCUUAUGAUCGCGUGAGGACCAAAGGAAGAAAUCGAACGGGAAGCCUACGAAGAAAUGAAACGGAAAAAAAGUAAUACAUCAUUUUCAAAUUUUCAAAUAAUAUAUUUUUCUUCAGGCCGAGAAGGAGAACGAGAAAAAGCCUCGGAAAAAAAGCGGCCAAGAACGAGUUGUAAAUAA
This is a messenger RNA of Caenorhabditis auriculariae, 2986 nucleotides long. Lineage: Eukaryota; Metazoa; Nematoda; Chromadorea; Rhabditida; Rhabditidae. The record is from the annotation of a GenBank genome assembly.